This is a messenger RNA of Paraphaeosphaeria sporulosa, 1239 nucleotides long. RefSeq lists its product as uncharacterized. Gene Ontology annotation, cellular component: RNA polymerase II transcription regulator complex. The record is from RefSeq and is a predicted model, not a curated record. The transcript has 3 exons. Lineage: Eukaryota; Fungi; Ascomycota; Dothideomycetes; Pleosporales; Didymosphaeriaceae. Gene Ontology annotation, molecular function: transcription cis-regulatory region binding; DNA-binding transcription activator activity, RNA polymerase II-specific. Bases 1 to 1239 code for a protein of 412 amino acids.
AUGACGGCCCCAGUGGGCAAGCAGGAGGCUGAGCGGGAUGGCUCGACCUCCUCCAUUGCCUCGUCGCCUGAGCCCGAGCCCGCUGCAUAUACCCAGGACAACCCGCAGCAGCAGCAGAAGCGCAAAGGCGGGCGCAAGCCUAUAUAUGCGACCUCCGAGGAGCGCAAGCAGCGCAACCGUCAGGCCCAGGCUGCCUUCCGCGAGCGGCGCACCGAGUACAUCAAGCAACUCGAAAGCACUAUCAAGCACCACGAGGAAACGCUGCAGAACCUGCAGCAAAGCCACCGCAGCGCCGCCGACGAGUGUUUGAUGCUCCGGUACAAGAACUCGCUGCUAGAAAGGAUCUUGCUUGAGAAAGGUAUUGACGUGCAGGCUGAGCUCCAAGCAAAGACAGGCAGUCCCAACCUGGGUCCCACGCGCCAAAAUGCGCCUACGACCGCUUCACCAAAUCAGCCUCCGCUACAGCAGCGUGCAAUGUUGAACAGACAGCAGCAAAACCGCCGAUCAAUGGGAGGGCUGCCUAAGGCUGAAGGUGUGCCUGGUCUACCCAUGAUUCAACCUGACGGAGCAAUCCCAAAUCGUUCACCACUGUCGCAGCCUACUCCCGGAUCGCAUCUUCCCUCGCCCGUCGCGUCAGCUACGCGCUCGCCGAACUUUGUUGCCCACGGCACAUCGGUGUCUCCCAACUUCGGGUCCAUUCCUCCACAACAACAACCUCAGCGGCACCAGCAAUUGCAGCCGCAGCCGCCUAGAUCUCAGUUUACUCCCAUAAUGGGCCCACAGCGGCCAUCCGUCAUCACAAAUCAACCAUCAUCGAACGGUCUAUCGAGCGCAUCCACGGGCAGCGGAGCGAGUGUAAUGACCCAGAGUAGCACCGCUGGCGGUACACAGGCAUACUUCCCGACUCCAUAUUCUGAGCACAUGACCCAACUAGAGCAAGAGUACGACGAGCAGAAUGAUAUGCUCGACCAGGAAGACCCUAGCGACCACUCCGCCGGGCCUGGUCCGUACCCAAAUCCUUUCCAGUCGAACGCGAUGCAAUCGCAAAACAUGCAGCCUCCAAUGCCACCUGCCCAAAACCCGCCAUAUACGAACAACGGCCCAGUAGCGGCCAACGAAGCAAACCAUGCGUUCAACGGGAUGAACCAUCUCUUCGACCCUUACGAUCCAAUGCUAGAUGCGGAUCCAUUUGGACUGUCCGCCAGCAUGCACUUUCCGACGAUGUACGAAUCGAGAUGA